Nothobranchius furzeri (turquoise killifish) is the source of this 2751-nucleotide messenger RNA. RefSeq names its product cannabinoid receptor type 1B. Gene Ontology annotation, cellular component: cytoplasm; plasma membrane. Gene Ontology annotation, biological process: regulation of metabolic process; adenylate cyclase-activating G protein-coupled receptor signaling pathway. NCBI's taxonomy places the organism in Eukaryota, Metazoa, Chordata, Actinopteri, Cyprinodontiformes, Nothobranchiidae. The record is from RefSeq and is a predicted model, not a curated record. Gene Ontology annotation, molecular function: cannabinoid receptor activity.
UUCAUUUCUAAACAGCCUGCAUGGUGAUCGGAUGCGCUUCCUGCGCUCCAACACCUCAGACCACGUGACCAGCAGGCGCACAAAGCACAGCCAUAUAACCGCGAGGGCGCUCCCAAACAGACUCACACCUCUCCGGCUGCCUCCGACACUCACGGGAUUCCUAACCAGGCAGAUCAUCACAACAACUCAAAUUUCUGUCUCGCGUUCAUUGUUCUAAGACUUCAAACUUUUUUUAUUUUCUAAAUAUUUAGUUUUUUCGCGGGAUGGACUGGUCCAGGAUAUCUGUAGCGACUCAAUAAAGCCACUCAGCAGCCAUGAAGCUGGCUGCACACCGGAUCGCAGGCACAACGAUGAGCACACUAACAACAGGUGUCCAGUAUCUCGGCUCCAACGAUGCCAGCUACGACGACCCCUCCGCUGACUCCAGCCUGGUUAAGAAUAGAUUCCACUUUGAGAAACCGUACUCUGCCUCCAUCAGCAGCUCCGUUCCUGAACUCAUCCCAGGGAAUAAGGAGGUCAUUUUCACAGCGCUUUCUCCCAUUUUUCCCACCAACGUGUCAGACUUUGUCCUGGAUAACGCCACCUCCGUGGAGAACAGUGGAGCUGCACAGUGCACUGAGGACUUUGUGGACAACUUGGAGUGCUUUAUGAUCCUCACUCCCGGUCAACAGCUCGCCAUCGUCAUCUUAGCGCUCACCCUGGGAACUUUUACGGUGCUGGAAAACCUCAUGGUGCUGUGUGUGAUCCUUCACGCUCAGACUCUUCGAUCCAGGCCCUCCUAUCACUUCAUAGGCAGCCUGGCUGUGGCCGAUCUGAUAGGAAGCAUCAUUUUUGUUUACAGUUUCUUGGAUUUUCAUGUCCUCCACAGGAAGGACACGCCAAAUGUUUUCCUCUUCAAGCUGGCAGGAGUCAUCGCCUCCUUCACGGCCUCUGUGGGCAGCUUGUUUCUCACCGCCAUUGAUCGCUACAUCUCCAUCCACAGGCCCAUGGCGUACAAGCGCAUCGUUACAAAGACUAAGGCGGUAAUCGCUUUCAGUUUGAUGUGGUCCAUCUCCAUCGUCAUCUCGCUGCUGCCGCUGCUCGGCUGGAACUGCAAGCGUCUGGGCUCGGUCUGCUCCGACAUCUUCCCUCUGAUCGACCAGAAGUACCUGAUGUUCUGGAUUGGAAUUACAAGCAUCCUGCUGCUGUUCAUCAUCUACGCCUACAUGUUCAUCCUCUGGAAGUCUCACCAUCACGCCGUCCGCAUGCUGAGCCGCAGCUCUCAGAGGAGCAUGAUUGUCUACACGGCAGAGGGGGCAAAGGUGCAGACGGUGAGGCCCGAGCAGGCCAGGAUGGACCUCCGUCUGGCUAAGACCCUGGUCCUGAUCCUGGUGGCUCUCAUCAUCUGUUGGGGCCCGCUCCUAGCCAUCAUGGUGUACGACCUCUUUGGGAAAGUGAACGACUUCAUCAAGACCGUGUUCGCCUUUUGCAGCAUGCUGUGCCUGCUCAACUCCACUGUGAACCCGAUCAUUUACGCCAUGAGGAGCAAGGACCUUAGGAGGGCUUUCAUCAACAUCUGUCACAUGUGGCGAGGAGGGACGCAGACUCUGGACUACAGCACUGAGAGCGACUGGAACAGCAGGAGUGUGAGGGCGGCAGCAGGUGGGGUGGGGAAAGAUGGAAGUGUUUGUAGAAAGACCCAAGUAAAAGUGGCCCAGGUCACCAUAUCUGGAGGUACAGAUACUUCCACGGCAGAGCCUGUCUGAAAAACAUAGUGCUGCAAAAGUGUGAAGAACUGGAAAUUUAGUUGAGUUUGUUAACAGAAGAGUUUUGUUACUGUGAAAUGUGCCAAAAUAACUUAGGUGCAGUGUGGAACUGCAGGGAUUUAAUGAGAACUUAUUGUUAAAACUUGAGAUAAACAGGAUGAGUUUUGAUUGUAUUGUGGAUUGUCUGAUCUUAUUCAGUACUUUUUUCCCUCCACCAACCUAUCCUCAUGUAAUUCCUUCUCAUCUAUUAAGGUAGCGCGACUCGUGUUGCGAAUGACCACAGUCACCAAUUCUUGUCAUGUGUCUUGCCCAUGUAUGUCUGAUCUCUGAAUUGUGUGUACUGAAACUCAAUUUCAUUUCUCUGUAUGUCUUGCACAUGUGGUAGAAAUGACAAUAAAAUGACUUUGACUUGACUUUUGAUAAAAUGCAUAUUUCUAAAACAUUUUGCUCAGUAAUUAUUUUCUUUUUUUUUCUGGGACAACUUUCAAAAAUGUAAUCUUUUUUAUUUGAAAAUGCAGGUUUUUUUUUUCCUUUUAACAAACACAAAAAAUAGCCUUUUGUGAUUAUUUUGUAACAUAAUAUGAGCAAUCUUGUGCCGGUGAUUUAAGACAAACCCAUGCACCAUAUUCAGUGUGAGAAAAUAUGCUUGUAAAUAAAAGUAGCUUGUCGCUAGUGGUGAAUUGUACAGUGUCAUUAUCAAAUGUAAAGACCAUAGAAUUGUAAAAUUUGGCCACAACUAUUUUGUAUGGAUAUCGUCUUAUUUAUUUAUUUAUUUUAUUAUAUUUGAACUAAUUCUCUUUAUCUAAUAAUUUUUAAGUGUGAUAUUUUAUAAUUCUGCAUGGUUUUGCUUUUUAAAUUUGCUUUUAUUACAUGUAAUACAGCCAUAUUUUGUGAAAUGUGCCAUUUUGUCACUUUACUGACAUGUGCUUAGUAAACAUGUCAAUCUAUUUUUGUCAAACUGUCUGGUAAUUUUUCCACAAUAAAAUAAAUAAGCCCCCACUUUUAA